Hibiscus syriacus is the source of this 656-nucleotide messenger RNA. RefSeq lists its product as uncharacterized. The record is from RefSeq and is a predicted model, not a curated record. Lineage: Eukaryota; Viridiplantae; Streptophyta; Magnoliopsida; Malvales; Malvaceae. Gene Ontology annotation, biological process: endoplasmic reticulum to Golgi vesicle-mediated transport; intracellular protein transport. Bases 114 to 506 code for a protein of 130 amino acids. The transcript has a single exon. Gene Ontology annotation, cellular component: endoplasmic reticulum; endoplasmic reticulum membrane.
AAACCGGUUCUCCACCUUCCUCCCUUCUUCCUCGCUAAGAAAAGCACAUUCAAAGCUCCAAAAAAUCAAAACCUAAAUCAGAUUCAACAAAUUUUGUGCAAUUUUCACGCAAAAUGGCUCUAGAAUGGGUAGUGCUAGGCUACACCGCCGGUGCCGAAGCCAUCAUGUUGCUCCUCCUCACAGUUCCAGGCAUCGACGGACUCCGCAAGGGCUUGACCGCCGUCACGCGUAACCUCCUGAAACCGUUCAUGUCAGUGGUUCCAUUCUGCCUCUUCCUCCUCAUGGAUAUAUACUGGAAAUACGAGACGAGACCUAGCUGUGACGCCGAGUCAUGCACCCCUUCCGAAUAUCUCCGUCACCAGAAGUCCAUCAUGAAGAGCCAACGCAACGCGCUUCUCAUCGCCGCCAUUCUUAUUCUGUAUUGGCUCCUUUUCUCUGUUACUAGUCUUCUUGUUAAAAUCGAGCAGUUGAACCAGCGACUCGAGAAGCUUAAGAAUCGCGAUUGAGAUAAGUGAUGUGAACUUUAGAUCUGUUGUAUUUGGCGUGCUUCUUAUUUUCUUUUUCAAUAAUCUUUUGUUUGCAUUUCCUUACGGAUUUGUUUGGAUGAUUUGGAAUACUUAUCUUACGAUAAUUAUAUGAUGUUAUCAUUGCAUCUC